Molecule: messenger RNA, 1053 nt
Organism: Microtus ochrogaster (prairie vole)
Lineage: Eukaryota; Metazoa; Chordata; Mammalia; Rodentia; Cricetidae
Gene: Lime1
Product: Lck interacting transmembrane adaptor 1
Biological process (GO): T cell receptor signaling pathway; B cell receptor signaling pathway
Cellular component (GO): B cell receptor complex
Molecular function (GO): protein kinase binding
Source: RefSeq, a predicted model, not a curated record
CACAGGAAAUGAGGUGGAGCUCCCCAGCAGCCCACAGAGACCUUCCUGGCUGUCCUAGACAGGGCCAAGCAGCAACCCCACGGUGGCCUUGGUCUCCCUUCCCUGUUUACAGGAUGAGGCCACCAGUGCCUUUAGCCCCGCUAGCCCUCUGGGUCCUGGGGUGCUUCUCCCUGCUCCUCUGGCUGUGGGCACUGUGCACAGCCUGCCACAGGAAGCGGGCUCAGAGGCAACAAACUGGGCUGCAGGGCAGUUUGAUACCAGUGGAAAUGUCACUACUGAGACAGGCCCACGUCCGCUCCCUCAGCAAGUCUGACACCAGAUUGCAUGAGCUUCGCCCAGGCCUACGCUGCAGCAUAGCCCCACGGCCUGCUAGCAUGGAUCUCCUACAUCCACACUGGCUGGAGGUAUCCAGGGGCAGCACCAGGUCUCAGGUAAUCCCCUCUGCCUUCCCACCUCGGCAGCUGCCCAGGGCCCCUCCUGCUGCCCCUGCAACUAGCCCUGAGGCCACUUACUCCAAUGUCGGACUGGCUGCAAUUCCCAGGGCCAGCCUGGCUGCCAGCCCUGUGGUGUGGGCUGGAACACAGCUGACCAUUAGCUGUGCCAAGCUUGGGCCUGGGGCCGAGUAUGCCUGCAUCCAGAAGCGCAAAGAGACAGAACAGGGCUACCACGAAUUGCAGGAGAAGGCUAAGGUGAUCCCAGCUACUCAGAUGGAUCGCCUGUACUCCAGGGUCUGCAAGCCUAAAAGGAGAGACCCAAGACCUGGCACAGAUCAGCCGGAUCCCCAGGGUGGGAGAGGAAUUGUGGCCCUUGGGAGUGAUGUGGAAUAUGAAGCCAUCGCUCUCAGGGGCCGGGAUAUGAACCAAGAUCCCUUAGAAAACGUGUAUGAAAGCAUCAGGGAGAUGGGCCCCUGAGCAUCUGAGCCUCACAUCCUGUUUAUUAACACGCGUUGACACAGUAAGGGUACCAAGGUUUGAUUGCAGAUCCUCCAGUGUCCUUCCACCCCCCACAGCUCACAGCACAAAUUUCAGGUCCAGUCCUUGUGGCCUAAUUAAA